Glycine soja is the source of this 1709-nucleotide messenger RNA. RefSeq names its product homeobox protein knotted-1-like 3. The transcript has 6 exons. The coding region runs from base 1 to 1242 and encodes 413 amino acids. NCBI's taxonomy places the organism in Eukaryota, Viridiplantae, Streptophyta, Magnoliopsida, Fabales, Fabaceae. Gene Ontology annotation, cellular component: nucleus. Gene Ontology annotation, molecular function: DNA binding. Gene Ontology annotation, biological process: regulation of DNA-templated transcription. The record is from RefSeq and is a predicted model, not a curated record.
AUGGCGUACCACCAUAACCCCCAAGAGCUUCCACUUCACCAUUUCACUGACCAACAACAACACCAUAACCAACCUCUCGUUGACAACUCCUUGCUCUCCGACCCUGCUUCCAAACCUGCCUCCGAUCCUCAUCAACCCGCGCCAAAUUGGCUCAACAACGCCCUUCUCCGCACGCACUACACUGACAACAACAACAACAACAACAACAACGUUAACGCUGCUAACAACAACACCAACAACGGCACCAACUUCCUCAAUCUUCACACUUCCACUUCCGACUCCGGCCAAUGGCUUGCUCGCCCGAUCCUCAACCGCAACCACAGCGAGGUCAUCGACGACGUGACCGGCGCCGGCGACUCCAACAUGGCGGCCGCCGAAUCCGGCGAUUUGAAGGGUGAUGCGGCGGCGGUGGAGGGAGGAAGCGACGGGCUUAUGAACUGGCAGAAUGCGAGGCUGAAGGCGGAGAUUCUAGCGCAUCCUCUGUACGAACAGCUUCUGUCGGCACACGUGGCGUGCUUGCGGAUCGCCACGCCGGUCGACCAGUUGCCAAGGAUCGACGCUCAGCUCACACAGUCCCAGAAUGUGGUCGCCAAGUACUCUGCCUUCGGACAAGCCAUCGUUGGCGACGAUAAAGAACUCGAUCAGUUCUUGUCCCACUAUGUUCUGUUGCUCUGUUCUUUCAAAGAACAACUUCAACAGCAUGUCCGGGUCCAUGCAAUGGAAGCAGUCAUGGCUUGUUGGGAGAUUGAGCAAUCCUUACAAAGUUUAACAGGAGUUUCACCCGGGGAAGGUACGGGAGCGACAAUGUCUGAUGAGGAAGAUGAACAAGUAGAUAGUGAUGCCAAUCUGUUUGAUGGUGCUUUGGAUGGUCCUGAUAGCAUGGGAUUCGGUCCUCUUAUUCCCACAGAGAAUGAGAGGUCCCUCAUGGAACGUGUAAGACAUGAAUUAAAGCACGAAUUGAAACAGGGUUAUAAAGAGAAAAUUGUGGACAUAAGAGAGGAAAUUUUACGCAAGAGACGAGCUGGGAAACUUCCUGGUGACACGACCUCUGUCCUUAAAGCUUGGUGGCAAUCACAUUCCAAGUGGCCUUACCCCACAGAGGAGGAUAAGGCACGGUUGGUGCAGGAAACGGGUUUGCAGCUAAAGCAGAUCAAUAAUUGGUUUAUCAAUCAAAGGAAGAGGAACUGGCAUAGCAACCCCUCAACUUCUACUGCCUUGAAGAGCAAGCGCAAAAGGUCAUAGUGGUGCUGAUCAUCACAUGUAAAUGGAGGAAAACUCAAGAACCAAUCCCUGACUCUGUACUCUGUUAGUUUGUCUCUGCGGUCAAUCAUGGUGCAUGGCAAGGGAUUCAAGUAAAGCCAAUCAUAAAAAAAAAGGUUCACAUUUAGCUUCCGCUCAUGGAACGGGCCUAACACAGAUGUGGAGGAUCAAAAGCCUGCAGUACGGUGAUGCAUCAAAAUUAGGGAGUUCAAUUAGGAAUUACACCGCUAUCAAAAUGGGUAACUCCAUGGGAGCAUGAUUUUUAGUGAUAUAUAUAUAUAUAUAUACAUUAAUGUUUGUGAAAUAUAUAUAAUAGUGAGGGGUUGUGGGUGUAUAGUAAUAAUCAGAGCAUUUUUCCUUCAAUAAUGCUAAAUUUGUUUUUGUUAUUCUUAAAAUGGUUAUUUACAUGGAGCUUGGAUUUUUUGUUUUCUUAAAAUAUUCUUCCAAUA